This is a messenger RNA of Kluyveromyces lactis, 1587 nucleotides long. RefSeq lists its product as uncharacterized. The transcript has a single exon. The coding region runs from base 1 to 1587 and encodes 528 amino acids. Gene Ontology annotation, biological process: monosaccharide transmembrane transport. Gene Ontology annotation, molecular function: hexose transmembrane transporter activity. NCBI's taxonomy places the organism in Eukaryota, Fungi, Ascomycota, Saccharomycetes, Saccharomycetales, Saccharomycetaceae. The record is from RefSeq and is a predicted model, not a curated record. Gene Ontology annotation, cellular component: membrane.
AUGAGUACUAAUAAUCGAUUACUUCCACAUGGUAGGGCCGAUGAAUUGAAUAACCUAGAAAAUGCGAGCUCGAACAACAAGGGUGUUACUUUCACCCCACACCUUCUUCUUUCUAUGCUUGUUGCUUGUUUAGGAUCUUUGCAAUAUGGGUAUCAUAUGGGAGAACUAAACGCUCCUGAAGAUUACAUUACUUGCAAAGCAGAGUUAAAUCCAGGAUACGCUGAUUCUUUUCUAGGUAGGCUUGGUUUAGCUCAAUGUAUACCCUUGACUGAUUCUCAGUUCGGAUUAAUCACGUCUGUUUUCAGUGUUGGAGGAUUGAUUGGGUCUCUAGUGGCUGGACCAUUAGCGGAUUCUUAUGGUAGGAAACCGAUCAGUUAUUGGAACUGUUCUGUUGGAAUUCUUGGAGCAGUAUGUCUAUUUUCCAGCAACAACUAUCUUGGGAUGCUGUUCGGAAGAUUACUGGCUGGUAUUUCAUGCGGGAGUUUGAUCGUUGUCACUCCAUUGUUUAUCAAUGAGAUGUCACCGGUACAUUUGAAAGGGUCUUUAGGAUCUAUGAAUCAAGUAAGUAUAAACUGUGGGAUUCUAGUGACACAGUCUUUAGCUAUGUUAUGGGCUAACAUGUUGCAAUGGAGAUGGAUUCUUCUGUUCGGUGGGUUAAUCUCUUUACUAAAUUUUGGUCUCUUGUUCAGAAUAAACGAGUCACCAAGAUGGCUCGUUUCUAAAGGGAACAUGACAGACGCAGAGGAUGUUUUAUCACAAUUACGUGGCAACUCUCGGCAGGAGUCUAGACAGGAGAUUGAUGGUUGGUUGCAAGGGUCGCAACCGGUGAGGACGUUUAGUGAUUUAGAAGCUCAUACGAACUCUCAGAUGAAUCUGGGGUCCAAUUUGAACUUGGAGAGACCGUCAUCUACGAGAUCUUCGUUGAGAGAUUCGGAAUCGAUAACCGUUGUUGAAUACUGGAAGGAUCCGAAGUACAAGUACCCAAGAAGAGUCAUCACAACUAUAUUAAUGGCUCAACAAUUUUGUGGUAUAAAUUCAAUUGUAUUUUAUGGUGUCAAAGUGAUAAAGAAGGCAUUCCCUGAUACUGCAAUCAUCAUUAAUUUUGCCAUUUCGAUUGUAAAUGUAUUAAUGACUUUCUUUUCAUCUCCAUUGGUGGACCAUUGGGGUAGAAAACCACUAUUGAUCUCCUCAUCAACGCUGAUGUCAAUAUGUUCCUUUAUGAUAUGUUUCGGUAUCGUAGGUAAUGCACCAAUGAUACUAGUUAUAUUUGUGAUUCUAUACAUCACCGCAUUUGCUGGAGGGUUAGGUCCGAUUCCAUUUUUGAUUAUCAGCGAGCUUUCGCAUCCAGAGACCGUGGGUGUGGCACAAAGUUACGGUACCACGAUGAAUUGGAUCGCUACGUUCAUGGUUGGGUAUGGCUUCCCAGCCCUUAAUAGUGUUAUGGAUGGUUACGUAUUUUUAUUAUUCUCAGCUGUCGCCAUAUGUUUCUCCUUUUACGUGUACCGCUUUGUUCCUGAAACUAAAGGCAAAUUAGAUUACACUGACAUCUGGAAGAGCCAUGAUCCAAGAAUCGCUUAUACUCAGUGA